AUGAACAAUCCAUCAACGCAGAGCGAGAAAAGUUCUUGGCCUCCUGGAACUGUUUGGUUGCAAGAAUUACACACAAAUCAUGACGAGAUUAUCUUACAGCCUCGACCAACAGAUGACCCCAAUGAUCCACGAAAUUGGACACCUUUCCGCAAAUAUCUCAAUUUUGGCCUGACUUGCUUGUGGGCGCUUCUCAUCACCGAAUUCCUUUGCGCAGCAACUCCAACAUGGGGUCCAAUGCACGAGCAGCUCGGCUUCAGCUGGGCUAUUUUGAAUGACUCUUAUGCCAUUGGUUGUGGUUUUCUGGGCAUUGGCGCAGUGGUAUUGACCCCAUUUGCACUCAAAUUCGGGCGUCGACCGCUGUAUCUUCUCAGUACAAUGGUCACAUUCGCUGUGAGCAUUUGGAGUGCGAAAAUGGAAAAGCCCGUUGAUAUCAUGUUGGUCAAUGUAUUGUCCUGCUUUUUUGGCGCACUGUCUGAGGUCAUCAUCCAAAUGACAAUCGCUGAUAUGUUUUACGUUCACGAACGAGGCCGGAUGAACGCCAUCUUUAUCUGGACUGUCCAACUUGGCGGAUCCUUGGGGACACUUGCUGCUGGAUACAUCACUGUUUCCCAAGGGUGGAGAUGGGUAUGGUGGUGGAACGCCAUUCUAUUUGGCGCUUGCUUCCUUCACCUCGGAUUUCUCUAUGAAGAGACCAAGUACCUUCCCGCCAUGAAUUUGACUGCCGUUGCCAAUAAAGAAAGCGCUAUUAUGACUAUCGAUUCAGCAAAGAAAGACUUCCUGUCGGUCACCCAAAAGCCAAGCUCCAAUGAGGCACAUCUUGGGCCACACAGCCCGCCAACGAUCAACCCGAAUAUACCUCUCAAGUCCUACUGGCAACGUAUUUCAUUGAAUACCUCAUCCCCGGAUGACUGGAAGACAAUUGGCCGUCACAUCUACCAACCAUUCAUCAUUAUGGGAGCUUUUCCAGGUGUAUUAUUCGUGGCCUCAGUAUAUGGCGUGCUGGUGGCGUUGCAGAAUGCCCUUAGCACAACGAUGUCCAGUCAAAUGACCGAGCCCCCAUACAAUUUCUCUGCUGAUAUGAUCGGACUCAUGAACCUGCCUCAGUUCAUCGGGGUAACGAUUUCCUCUUUGAUCGUAGGCAGUUUGAGUGAUGCUUGGGUUCUUCGUCUCGCCCACCGCAAUGGUGGGAUUUACGAGCCUGAGACUCGGCUGUGGAUGAUUAUUCCCUUUGUACCUCUUGUACUUGGUGGUUCACUCAUGUUUGGAUACGGAAUCCAACGAGGACUUCCCUGGCCAAUUGUAGCCAUAGGAAUAGCUAUAUCAAGUGCUGGCACUGCUUCGAUCAACACAGUGACGUUGACGUAUGUCACUGAUUCAUAUAGUGAGGUCGUCGGGGAUGCAUUGGUUGGUGUCACUUUUGUUCGCAAUACCGUCAGUACCUGUUUUAUCUUUGCUCUUACCCCAUGGUUUGCAGCAGUCGGUAUUCAGAACGUCAUUCUUUCGAUUGCAUGUAUUGCCACUUUCUUUCUGUGUUUUGUUGGAAUUUUUAUCAAAUGGGGGAAACAAUUCCGUGCCCGAACGGCUGCAAGAUAUAAGAUGUUUGCUGGAAAGCAGGCCAAUUUCUAA
Penicillium nucicola is the source of this 1626-nucleotide messenger RNA. RefSeq names its product MFS general substrate transporter. Gene Ontology annotation, molecular function: transmembrane transporter activity. Gene Ontology annotation, biological process: transmembrane transport. Bases 1 to 1626 code for a protein of 541 amino acids. Lineage: Eukaryota; Fungi; Ascomycota; Eurotiomycetes; Eurotiales; Aspergillaceae. The transcript has 2 exons. The record is from RefSeq and is a predicted model, not a curated record.